[Torrubiella] hemipterigena is the source of this 3051-nucleotide messenger RNA. Lineage: Eukaryota; Fungi; Ascomycota; Sordariomycetes; Hypocreales; Clavicipitaceae. The record is from the annotation of a GenBank genome assembly.
GUCGGCAGCGGAAGUGGGUUCGCGGCAUCGUUAGGGGGCGUGGAGGCACUAGCGCCCGUUCUGAAUCCCGGUUCUGGCUUGCGCGGACCGGGAUUUUGGAACGUGUUUCGGAGGAGCAAGCCUCGGACCUGGCCUGAACAUCAGUGGUGUAUGCAGGCAGGACAGGGCUUUCUUUGUUGGUUUGCUGUCAGUGCAUUGGCUGGUAGUAGCAGUAGCUACAGCAUGAAAGUUUACUUGCUGUGGUGGCAGCGUUUCAUGGCUUUACAGUGUCUUUCUCACCUUUACUGUACCUUUUACUAAUGGCCACGCGUGUCUCUGUUAGUGUAGCUGUCUUUUUCUAAUCCCGAUCCAUUAGAAGGGGCGAUCGACUUACACCAAACCAAGUACCAGCCUCGGGGCUGAGGACCGCGUUCAUCCACUUUCAGCUACGAAAUUUCCACUCCGGUACUUUGUAGUGAGUACAAUUUGAGUUUUACUUCUUGUUGGUGCAAUGGUUUGGCCGACAUCCGUCCAUCUCCACCAAUUACACCAACGCCGCAUCGAGGCCUCCCCUGGUCCCCUCCUCUACGUAACUGCGCCUCGUCUUCUUGUUGGGCCCGUUGAUGCUACCUUGCAAAUCCCGGGCCUCUCUAGUGUCUCAGCGUCUGUAGUUCGAUACGCGGCCCUUCUAUUGGCACACGGCCAUCCUCGUCCUCAAACGGCCAGUCCACACAGAGUGCGCGUCGCAUGAACCGGAAUCGAAGAUCGCAUCGAAUCUUCAAGUCCGACCUUGUCUGCUCUUCCUACGGUGUCCACUCCUAUAGCACCAGACAGAGGCGUCGUAAUCCAUGCGCCGGUGUCCCGGGCAUCAGAGUUGACGUUCUCUCUCUCUCCUUGCCAAUGGCACGCUGCGGCGUGGGCUUCUAGGCUCGCUUGUAUCUUCUUACCAUGAGUAAUACCUUGUUGCUCAACAUCCCGAUGCAAUGGCCACGAGGGGAUUGACGGCGUUUGUUGCCCUCUUGGGGUUAGUCUGCCAUGUUUUCCCCUUGACAGCCCGUCAUGAUGCACAGGUGCUGCUGGGUAGUGGUGUUUUGCCUCAUGCUUGGGCCAUUUGUAUAUAAGUCUCGAUGAAACCGUUUCCCCAUGCCGUCAUUAUUCAUCAUCCAUCUCUUCUUCUUCUCCUUUCUCCUCCUCAACCUUAUUAGUCAUUCUACUUCUCAUUCUCCUUCUUUUCUGAUCCCCACCAAACAAACUAUCCAUCCAUCCAUCCAUCCUCCUCUUCCUCCACAACCACAGCAACGCAUCCUCAUGGAUUUCAUCAAGGAUCUUGUCGUGAGCAGCAACGUGGUGUUGCUCGCCACAGCCACCUAUGUGUGCAUUGCCGUCUACCGCACCUACAGCAAGCCCAUCUCAAGGCUCCCCGGCCCGUGGUGGUCCAACUGGACCUUCAUCCCCCAAAAGUCCUACCUCAUGUCCGGUAAGGGCCCUCUCUACGCCUACAACCUCCACAAAAAGUACGGUCCCAUUGUCCGCAUCGCCCCCGAUGAGGUCUCCAUCAACCAGAUUGACGACAUCAAGAUCGUCUACUCCAUGAGAGAGACCUUCAUCAAGGCUGCCACCUACCGCAAGCUCGCCCCCAGCCGAACCGACAGCAUGUUCAACACCAGCAACGUCGACACCCACCGCAGAUACCGCCGCAUGUUGGCCCGUCCCAUGUCCGAGACGGCGCUCAAGUCACACAUUGGCGAGGUCCACGACCGUGUCAACCUGACCGUCUCCAAGAUGGCCAAGGAGCUCGAGACCCGUGGUGCCAUCGACAUUUACAAGUGGUGGUUCUUCUUCACAACCGACACCAUAGGUGACUUGACCUUUGGCACAUCUUUCAACAUGACUGAGAGCGGCGUGAAAAACCAGUACUUUGGUGAUCUCCAGGCCGUCAACAAGAUGGGUGGUAUCCGUGUCAUGUUCCCCAGUCUCAUCAAGUUGGCCAAGUAUGUUCCUAUUCCCCUUAUCGAUGCUGCUCGUGAAGGAUCUGAACGCAUCCGCCGCUACGCCAUCAAGUUCCUCGAGACCCAGAAGAAGGGCGCCCUGUCUGGAGACUGCGUCAAGGACACUCUCUUCUCCAACAUUGUCCGUGCCAACAACGACGAAACCCUUUCCUUUGAAGAGGUCAUUGUCAACGCCCAGUCCUACAUUGUCGCUGGCAGUGAUACCACCAGCAACACCCUCACCUUCUUGGUCUGGGCUGUCGCUCACCACCCCGAGAUUCAGCAGAAGCUUGUCAAUGAGGUUCAGGCUCUUGCUGAGGGAUUCUCCGAGGCCGAUACCAGAGAGCUCAAGUACCUCGACCAGGUUGUCCAGGAGACUCUCCGCCUCUACGCCGCUGCCCCUACCACUCUGCCCCGUGAAGUCCCUGCUGAAGGUGUUGUCUUGAGCGGUUACGCCCUGAACGGUGGUGUCACUGUCGGUACCUCGGCCUACAUGAUGCACCGCGACCCUGUCAUCUUCCCCGACCCUUAUGCCUUCAAGCCCGAGCGCUGGGAGAACCCUACCAAGGAGAUGAAGGAUGCUUUUAUGGCUUUUGGUCGUGGCGCUAGAACUUGCAUCGGUCUUCACCUUGCCAUGAUUGAGAUUCGCCUCGCCGUCUCUACAUUCUACCGCCAGUUCCCCAACGUCAAGAUGUCCGCCAAAGAGGGCAUGUCAGAGAAGGAUAUGGAACCAGAGACGUACUUUUUGUACACGCCUUCCGGUGCCCGUUGUCUCGUUGAGGCUUAGAUGAGUGUGGGUGUAAAUCCAACAUUUUCAGCUUCUGUUGCCAAUGAGCGACACUGCGAUGACAUUUUGGUAUUUCGCAGUCGCUUUCUAUGGUUUUUUUUUUCGAUUUCUUUUUAUGUCUUGGGUGUUCUUUUUCUUUAUUUCAUUCUCUGUUGAUUUUUAUGAUGUAUAUGAAAGGAUGCAACGGCGUGGGUGUUUGGGUCUGCAACACCAUGAUAGACGGGCAGAAUACUGCUGUCAUUGAAUAAAAUAUCUUUCAAAAACUUGAAGAACUAAAUUUGUAACGGUGUGACCAAG